This is a messenger RNA of Alligator sinensis (Chinese alligator), 3835 nucleotides long. RefSeq names its product nectin cell adhesion molecule 3 (gene NECTIN3). The transcript is spliced from 9 exons. Gene Ontology annotation, biological process: heterophilic cell-cell adhesion; homophilic cell-cell adhesion; symbiont entry into host cell. The coding region runs from base 1 to 1623 and encodes 540 amino acids. The record is from RefSeq and is a predicted model, not a curated record. Gene Ontology annotation, cellular component: adherens junction; apical junction complex. NCBI's taxonomy places the organism in Eukaryota, Metazoa, Chordata, Crocodylia, Alligatoridae.
AUGGUACUCUUCCGGAAGCAGGAUGGGUCCAUCCAGUUCUGUGUGGACUACUGGAAGCUGAAUGCUAUUACCACCCCUGAUGCUUACCCUAUGCCCAGGGUGGACACUUUACUUGAUCGCCUGGGCCCAGCCAAGGUUAUCUCUACUUUGGAUCUGUCCAAAGGAUUCUCGCAAAUGGCACUGGAUCCGGAUGCCAUAGCCAAGUCUGCCUUUACCACACCUGUGGGACUAUACGAGUUUACAGUUUUACCUUUCGGUGCCUUAGCUGGACCGAUUGUUGAUCCACACGUAACAGCAGUCUGGGGGAAGAAUGUCACGUUAAAAUGCAUAAUUGAUAUAAAUGAAACAAUAACACAAAUCUCAUGGGAGAAGAUACAUGGUAAAAGUGCACAAACUGUUGUUGUUCAUCAUCCUGAAUAUGGGUUUUCUGUUCAAAGAGAAUACCAUGGAAGAGUGUCAUUUAAAAACUCUUCGCUCAUUGAUGCAACAAUCAGCCUAAACAAUGUGAGCUUCUCUGAUGCAGGAGAGUACGUAUGCAAAGCAGUUACAUUCCCACUAGGAAAUGCACAGUCGUCAACAACUGUAACUGUAUUUGUUGAACCCACUGUGAGCCUUGCAAAGGGACCAAACUCUUUAAUAGAUGGUGAAAAUCAGACAGUAGCAGCCAUUUGUACAGCAGCCACUGGGAAACCUGCUGCAGAUGUUGAUUGGGAAGGAGGCCUUGGUGAAAUGGAAUCUAUUUCAACUUCCUUUCCAAAUGAAACAGUGACAGUUGUAAGUCAAUAUAAAAUCAUUCCUACCAGAUUUGCAAGAGGAAGACGUAUAACUUGUGUUGUAAAGCACCCAGCUUUGGAAAAGGAGAUAAGAUAUUCUUACGUGCUGGACAUCCAAUAUGCCCCUGAAGUUUCAGUGACUGGCUAUGAUGGAAAUUGGUUCAUUGGAAGAGGGAAUGUUCAACUUAGGUGCAAUGCUGAUUCUAAUCCACUACCUAUGGAAUUUACCUGGACCAGGCUGGAUGGGCAAUGGCCUGAAGGCUUACUGUCUAUAAACAAUACUCUGCAUUUCAACAGCCCACUAACUUACAAUUACACUGGGACUUACAUCUGUAGGGUGACAAAUUCCCUUGGUCAAAGAAGCGAUCAAAAGACUAUCUACAUAUUAGAUGUGCCAAUUAAGCAGACCUCUUCUGUCGCUGUAGCAGGGGCUGUAAUUGGAGCAGUUCUUGCUCUCUUUAUCAUAACAAUCUUUGUGACAGUGCUGUUGACCCCAAGGAAAAGAAGGCCAUCCUACCUGGAUAAAGUGAUUGAUCUUCCUCCCACACACAAACCACCACCUUCAUAUGAAGAAAGAGCUCUCUCUGUGUCUCAGAAAGAAAUCAUUCUUCAGAAAGAGAAUUUCCCUUUGCAAAGCCCAUACAGAGAGAGAGCAGCUUCAAAUUCACAGCACAAAAAACCAAUAAGUGGCAGGCAACUUACCUAUGAUGAGAGAGAUCAGUUGGGACAAGAAGGUUCUCAACAAAUGUACCCAAUUUACAAGCAGAUGCGUUACCAGGACUGGAGUUCCAAAAACCAAAACCCAGGAGCUGGAAGAAUAUACAUCAAUCCUAGAGAACACUAUGUGUGAUUAUAUCCCCUGUUGUAUAUUUACCUACAGAAUACGUUAAAUCGUUCCAACUUUUUUGUUGCUAAUGCAAUACUGUUUGAUUAUAGGAUCAGUAUGAUCUGUUCUGUUUAGCAGGGGUAGUCAAUUCUUAGUUUAUCUACUUUUUGUCUUUGGGCAGAGGAUAGAGGUAGGUGUGAAGAAGCAAAUUCCUUGAGAAGCUGUUUAGUAUGGGACUUUAAUAAGCGACUGACUCUUUUUUUUUGUUUGUUUGUUUGUUUGUUUAAUUGGUAUUUUGCAUGUGUCAGUAUUGUAAUGUUCUUCAAACUGCUGUGAUCUUCCAAAUGAAGAGACUCAGCUGGCUGUGUCAACCUCAUUUCUGAUUCUAAACCUCACUGUACUUCAGACUGGCCAGCCAGUUCAUAAUAUGAGUACCUAUGAAGAAAUAUGGGCACAGUUUGUUUAAUUUCUUUGGAAAUUCUUUCUUUUUAAAAUAGUUAAUUAUUAAAAAUGCAAUACUUGUGCAUUAAGAAUGAAGCCUAAGCUAGAGGGAAAAAGUUGCCUGCUGUGAAAUGAGUAGUUGGCUUUUGUUUAACUUUUUAAGACACUUCAUAUGAGUGUUAUUGACUGACGGAUUGACAGAACUUGGCCCUGGCUGCUGUUGCCUUCAGGUACCUCCUUUCCCCCAUUCCCAUGAAGAUUUAAACUAGGUUUGUCUUAAUGUAUUCUCAGGACAAAUACCACUUGUCUUUCUACUCAACUGCAGGACUGCUUUAUUAGAAAACCUAGGCUCCAUUUUCUUCUUACCAUUGGCUGAGUUUAGCAGACCUACUCUAGUGUCACUAUACAUACUGUUUCCCACUUCCCAGAAACAAUUAGCUUUUUGGUGUUAGCAAGAAGGGGAGAGCUUGAAUGAAUUGUGGACAAUGGCUUUUUUUAACCCUUGACUAGGACAGGUAUAAACAAGUAUUAUGAAGUGUUGAUUGUGAAUGUAUUGCCAACAUGAAAAAUAUCACAGGGGAAAUUGAUGGUAACAGUAUAGAGCUGCAUUUUUAAGUUACCUUUUCUAGAGAAGGACUAACUUUUUAUAAGUAAAAAUGUGUGGUUUUGGUUUUAAGAGCUAGCACAGAUUAGACUGAUUUUAAAGUUUUUGUUUUUCAUUCAUCCAGUUUACCAUGGCAGAUAAUGGAACACUUGCAUGUAGCUUGUGAGAGAGGGUAGAGCAUUAACACUGGGGUAUAAGAAAAACAAGAACCCUUCCACAAGUUCAGUUUCAGGUAAAAUGAAAACCAACCACAAAAUUACUACUAACCUUGUGAAUACAUUUUUGUGGUUGGUUUUGUGUUUUGUUAUGCUCUUAAUUGCCUGAAAGUGUGGCUAGGUUACUAUUUAAGAUGUGAUUAAAAGGUUAAUUGUCUUAAGCAUAACAUCUACCAGAGGCCUGAGAUGCUUCCUUUAAUAUUUUAAAAGACUCAAUAGAUGAUACAAAAUUUAUUCCAUAGCAGACUUAAUAGAACACUUGAAUAUUGUUUUUGAAGGAUUGAAGAAAUCCCUAGAGUACUUAUCCACUUACAGCAAGUAUUAAACAUUUAUUAAAAAAUGCUUAUUUUCAACAGUAGCUUUUUAGACAGUAGCUCUAUUUUGUAGAUAGCCAAAGAUAGUAAAGCAUUUUCUUCAUCUGCUGUAUUAAAUCAAUUAUUCUUCCUGUGAUUUGUUAAAGCUUUCAUCCUUGAGCAUCUAAAAUAGCCCUUUGAAAAAGACUGUGCUUAACUUCUAUAGUAUGAAACAUUUUAGUAGUAAUGAUUCCAGGUUCUCAGAAAACAGAUUUCUGUGCUGAAGCCUAACCUUGUGGCAAGUCAUGAUUCACUACAAAAAAGUUUCCUAUGAUCCAUUUCACUAGAAAAAAAGAGUUGUUUUACCAACCAGUAGAGGUUUCUUGAGUGAGGAGGAGGAUUCCUAACUGUGAAAUUAAUCAGGUUUUUCAGCUGGAACACCAGCACCUUAACUGUGUUUUUGAAAAUAAUGAAACUGUAACUAUCUUAUUCACAGCUCAACAGAAUGUAGCUAUUGGGAACUGAUGGAAAGAAUUGUUUAUUAAUUAUGAAGCAAAAUCAAAGGCAUGAAUCUUUGUUAAAAUUCAUUGUGAUAAGUCUCCCAAUGAAAAAAAAAUCUUCAGAAAGAAUUAAAAUUAGAGCAUCCAUUGCUUUCAUCCAGAAGUAACUUGGUAUUUUUGAUC